Aureobasidium vineae is the source of this 876-nucleotide messenger RNA. The record is from the annotation of a GenBank genome assembly. Lineage: Eukaryota; Fungi; Ascomycota; Dothideomycetes; Dothideales; Saccotheciaceae.
AAGGCCGAUGACCGCACCUCGGGCAAGGGCGUCCGCUUGACUCAAUGCCCACGAUGCAAGCGUUUUGCAGACAAAUAUGUCGAGCAUGAUUUUGUUGUCUUGUUCAUCGAUCUGGUCUUGAUCAAACCACAGGUAGGCCUUUGCACCUUUUGUUCAACCGUCUGGGUCGAGAGGAUGGUCGCUUCAACNCCAUCCAUCAUACGUCUUGGUGUUUUACUCCUUUUGUUUGAUGUCUACUUGACUUGGGCUCGUAUAGAAGAAGCCACGCCUUCAUCAUCAGCCACAGACAGUAUCUCCAUGCCGACUCCGUCCGAUCCAUUUGCUCACCCCACGAGCAAUGCCACGGGCUCGAGCGACUCGAGUACAUCAGGUCUGCUACCUAGUUCUUACCUCCUUAGCGAGCAGCCUAUCAUCCUGCAAUACGUCUUCUUCCUCCUGCUGUGCGCACUGGAGACUGUAUCCUUUCACCUGCCUAUUCGCACGCUCUUGUCACUGCGCUUGCCUCGACCUCUGUCUUACCUUAUCCCUCACUACCCACAUCCUGCUGUCAUAAGCACGGCACUCUUGGUAUCGAGCUUUACGAAACUAUUCCCAUUACUGCUGUUGAUAUGGAAGUAUGAUUUGCCGAGUAGCGCAAGUGCUGUCUCUUGGGCUGUCAUCAUCAACAAUGUCGCCGCCUUGGAGAUUUUGCUUGAGUGCGGAGUCAUCAGAGCUGCUAUACUGGCCGCAGUCGGUGCAGUGUGUCGAGCAGGCGUUGGUUGGGGCAUCCUGAGAGCUGCUGGGGUUGGGUCAGGCGUGGCAGCUGCCGGAGUCGUCGAGACGGGCGAUUUGCUUGAGCUGUGGAAACGACUCGCGUUGCAUGUGGGAAUUGGACAA